AUGAUGGUUGCACACAUCGACAAAACUCGACUUAAUAAUGAUCUUCGUUAUCGUUUUGAUUUUGUAUCAAAACUUAUUGAUUUUAGUCAAGAUGAUGUAAUAACACUUAAUACAUUGGCACCAAUUAUAUUUCCACUUCUUCCAGUGGCUAUUGAAUCAGUAUAUAAAAAAUUAUAUUCAUUUGAUGUAACAAAACGUUUUUUUCAUUUACGUAAUGAUGGUUUUGAAAAUUUUACACCAAAUAAAGAUUUUGGUAUAACAUUAGAUGUUGUUCAAACAGAAUUUCGAAAAGAUAUGUUAACUGUUUAUUUAAAACGUGUAUUAACACAACAUGAAUGGAAUGAUUCAUUUCUUGAAUAUUUAUCAAGAGUUGGUCAAAUACAUACAACUAAAGGUGGUUCAUCAUCAAUUAAUGUUGAUUAUAUUUUUAUGAAUGGUAUAUUUUGUUAUUUAGAACAAUUAUUAAUUGAUAUUAUAAUGAAUUCAGAAAAUAUUGAUGAAAAAACAAAACGUCAUGGUAUAAAAGCAAUAAAUAGAUUUAUUUGGAUACAAAAUGAUUUACUUACAAUGCAUUUUUCAACAACAUGGAAUCAUGGUAGUUCAUGUCCAAGUAUACCUAUUGUUAAAUUAACAAAAUGUCUUUUUAGAUAA
This is a messenger RNA of Rotaria sp. Silwood1, 651 nucleotides long. The record is from the annotation of a GenBank genome assembly. Lineage: Eukaryota; Metazoa; Rotifera; Eurotatoria; Philodinida; Philodinidae.